AUGGCUCUCAAACCAUGUCUUGAGGCCCCAAUCGAGUCUGGGGUCUGUUCAGGGAUUGAAUGCCAUGCUGACCACCCAACACUAGUUCUGAUGCUCUUUGCCAGUGUGCUGGUGACUUGCCUUGAGGCUGCUAAACUCACUGUAGGCUUCCAGACCCCCUGGAACAUCUCCCAUCCAUUCAGCAUGCAAAGGCUGGGUGCAGACCUCCAGAUUGCCAUGGACAAGGUCAACUCAGAGCUAGUGGACCUUGGAAAUUUCAGCUGGGAGUUCACUUACACCAACUCAGCCUGCAGCACCAAGGAGUCUCUUACUAUUUUCAACAACCAGGUCCAGACAGAACAGAUUUCUGCCCUGUUUGGACCAGCAUGCCCAGAAGCAGCUGAGGUUAUCGGUUUGCUGGCCUCUGAGUGGAACAUCCCCAUGUUUGACUUUGUUGGACAAACCACAAAACUGUGUGACACCUGUGUGAAACUUGUGCCACCCAAGCAGGACAUUGGUGAUGCGCUCCAGAAAAGUCUCCAGUACCUGGGCUGGAAACACACUGGGAUGUUUGGAGGCUACUCUGGGGCUUCCUCCUGGGAUGGAGUGGAUGAAUUGUGGAGGGUUGUAGAGAAUGAACUCAAAUCCCAUUUUAUCAUCACUGCUAGCAUGAGAUACACCAACAAUAGUCUAGUCCUUCUUCAAGAGCAUCUUUGGAGGAUAUCAUCAAUUGCCAGGGUUAUCAUCUCAACCUGCAGCUCAGAGGAUGCACAAAUUAUUCUGCUGGCUGCAGAAAACCUGGGACUCAACACUGGAGAAUUUGUUUUCAUCAUUUUGCAGCAGUUGGAGGACCGUUUUUGGAAGGAAGUACUGACAAAUCAGAAAAUGAUGCACCUCCCAAAGGUGUAUGGAUCAGUGCUUCUCAUUGCCCUCAGCUCCUACAGGAAAGGCUGUGGAGACGAAGGCUUUUGGAAACAAGUCUACCAAACACCGAGGAGGCCGCCCUUCCACAGCACCAUCUCCUGGGAGGAGCAGGUGAGCCCUUACUCUGCCUACCUUAACGACACCGUGCUGCUCUAUGCUGAGACCGUGAAGCAGGUGGUAAAGGCUGGAGGCGACUUCCAGGACGGGUGGCAGCUGGUCAGCGCUCUGAAGGGUUCCAGUCGGACCACAGUGCAGGGAAUCACCGGCCCUGUGUUUGUGGAUGCCCAGGGAGAAAGGCACAUGGAUUACUCUUUCUAUGCCCUACAGAAGUCUGAAAAUGGGCCCCUUUUUCUUCCUUUUCUUCAUUAUGACAGUUAUCAGAAAGUAAUCAGACCCACAAGGAAUUUCUCCAAUAUGACCUGGCCCCAUGGCUCCCUUCCUGAAGACAGACCUGGCUGUGGAUUUUAUAAUGAGUUCUGUGAAACUGAGCCUGCUUUUACGAGCGUGACUGCUGUGCUUCUCACAAUGAUGAUCCUCAUUCCUGUCUUGGGAGCUGCCAUCAUAGGUCUGAUUUUAAGGAUGCAGAGGCAAAACAAAGACAUCUGGUGGCAAAUCAACUUUGAUGAUAUCACCAUUCUUCCCCAGAACAAGCCAUCCCAGAGAGGCACACCUGUGUCAAAAGGCAUCAACAGUAACUCAUCUAGCGUGAUGAUUUCUGCGCACCUCAGCUCUUUUGUCAAGAGCCAGCAGGGGGAAGAGCUCUUCUAUGCCCCAGUAGGGCUUUAUCAGGGAAACCAUGUGGCCAUCUGCUACGUUGGUGACCAAGCAGAAGCCUGGGUUAGGAAGCCGACUGUGCUACAGGAAAUACAGCUGAUGGGUGAAUUAAGGCACAAGAACAUUGUUCCCUUCUUUGGUAUUUGCACCGAACCACCUAACAUCUGCAUUGUCACCCAGUAUUGCAAAAAAGGAAGUCUUAAGGAUGUUUUGAGAAACUCGGAUCAUGAAAUGGAUUGGAUAUUCAAACUCUCAUUUGCAUAUGACAUAGUCAAUGGCAUGCUGUUCCUCCACAGGAGCCCCCUGGGCUCCCACGGCAACCUGAAACCUUCCAACUGCCUGGUGGAUGGUCGGCUGCAGGUGAAGCUGUCGCGAUUCAGGCUGUGGGAACUCAAGCAUGGCUGAAAAUACAGAACAUAUGAUGAGACAGUGACGGACCACUCAGAGCUCUACUGGACUGCCCCAGAGCUGCUGUGGCUCCCGGAGGUGCCCUGGUCGGGCACCCCGCAAGGAGAUGUUUACAGCUUCGCCAUUCUGAUGAGAGAGUUGAUCUACCAUUGGGACCACAGACCCUUUGAUGACCUCCAUGAGGCACCGGAUGAAAUCAUCAACCGAAUGAAAGACCCUGCAGCAGCUGUCCCACUGCAACCUUCCCUGCCCGAGGAGAAGGGCGAUGAAAAGUUCGUGGCCAUGGUGAGGGCAUGUUGGGAUGAAUCUCUGGAGAAAAGACCCAGUUUCUCUUCCAUCAAGAAAACUUUACGAGAGGCCAGUCCCAGAGGCCGUGUGAGCAUACUGGCCAGUAUGAUGAGCAAGCUGGAAGUCUAUGCCAAUCACCUGGAGGAAGUGGUGCAAGAGAGGACCAGCCAGCUGACUGCAGAGAAGAGGAAGGUGGAGAAGCUUCUGUCCACCAUAGCGCCCAGCUUCAUUGGAGAACAACUCCUAGCCGGAAGGUCCGUGGAACCAGAACAUUUCGAGUCUGUGACAAUCUUUUUAUCUGACAUUGUUGGAUUCACAAAGCUGUGUUCUCUCAGCUCCCCUUUGCAAGUCGUCAAGCUCCUCAAUGACCUGUACAGUUUAUCUGAUCACAUCAUCACAACUUAUGAUGUUUAUAAGGUUGAGACCAUUGGAGAUGCAUACAUGGUGACUAGUGGACUCCCUAUCCGCAAUGGAAGCCAGCAUGUGGCUGAGAUUGCCACCAUGUCCCUGCACUUCCUCAGUGCCACCAUCUGCUUCCAAAUUGGGCACAUGCACCAGGAGAAGCUCCAGCUUUGGAUUGGCCUCCACACAGGUCCUGUGGUGGCUGGUGUGCUGGGGAUCACCAUGUCCAGAUACUGUCUGUUUGGAGACACUGUGAACAUGGCAUCCAGAAUGGAGAGCAGCAGUUCACGUGGGUAUCACUGA
This is a messenger RNA of Pongo pygmaeus (Bornean orangutan), 3078 nucleotides long. RefSeq names its product guanylate cyclase 2G-like. Gene Ontology annotation, molecular function: adenylate cyclase activity; peptide receptor activity; ATP binding. Gene Ontology annotation, cellular component: plasma membrane. The record is from RefSeq and is a predicted model, not a curated record. Gene Ontology annotation, biological process: intracellular signal transduction; protein phosphorylation; cGMP biosynthetic process. Lineage: Eukaryota; Metazoa; Chordata; Mammalia; Primates; Hominidae.